UUUGCGCUCUCUCUCUCUCUCUCUCUGCUUAUAUGGGUACGAACACUCAUCUUCCAUUUGCAAACCACAUAAAUGAAUUAAAUUUUAUUCAUUCUCCGUUUUUUUUUUCCUGAACUUGUAGCUUGUCUUUCGUUAUUGGCUAUGGAAAUGCCAACUUUUGAGCUUUCUCAUAAAAAGAGUUAAAUUCUCUACACUAACUUUUGCCCCCACGAGCCCUAAACCUCAAACCCACCAAGCUUUUAAAUUGGAAACUUUUCACUCCAAUUUGAUGAAUAUUCUGUUUGUUUCAUUGGUUUUGGCUAUGGCAGUGAUAUGCCUAAUAUUUAAGGAAAGAUCAAUUCUUUAUGGCUUGCACUUGAUUUUGCUGUUGCAGUUUUGUCAAGCUCGAAUCUGCACUAUGAUGGUGAUAGUUAUAUUUUAGUUACAGUGACACAAUGCGGUAGCUUUAGCCUUUAGCAAUGGUUUCCUCAUGUAAUGUUGGGGUUUAUCCUAAUUUUUACAAUUUAUGAAUAAACUAAUGAGUUGAGAUAGGAAGCAGCACAAAAUGAACCAAAUUCUACAACCAAAAUGUUUUGUUUGAUAACCUGCUUUUGUCUCAUUCGUCUGCCAUCCUAAUUGUAUCCUGAUUCAAUAGGUAAGGCUUUUUGAGGGUCAUGGCUCUACUGCAACGAAUUAUUCCAUCUUUGUUUUUCAGGCCAGUCAAGAGUUCUGGCUAUUCAUCUUUAUGCAGUCCUUGGUUUGCUGUAAUUCGAUUCCUUCAUAAUGGUACCAAACCAGAAAGUGAUAUAGUUGUAAAUGCCAUAUGUGAUUCCUUGAGGAGAGGCUAUAACUGGGACACUCUGAGCAGAAACUUUGAUUAUGUUGAGGUCAAUCAUUUUCUUGUUGAAAAUGUGUUGCUGGAAUUGAAGGAACCGACUGAUGCAAAAAGGGCUCUGGGUUUCUUCCACUGGUCCGCUCAGAGGAAGGACUUUGCACAUGAGGUAAAUUCUUAUUGUCUUAUGGUUAAUAUAUUAGUACGAGCCCAAUUGAUCAAGGAUGCCCAAGCAUUGCUUGAGUCAGUUUUGAAGAAAACUAUUGGAGAUUCUUCAAAAUUUUUAGUUGUGGAUUCCCUGCUUAGUAGCUAUAGGAUUGCUAUCUCUAGUCCGGUGGUAUUUAACUUACUGGUUCAGGCUUAUGCUAAAUUGAGACUAUUUGAGAUUGGUUUUGAGGUUUGCUGCUAUUUGGAAGAACAUGGAUUCACUUUGAGCCUAACAAGUUUCAACAUUUUGAUUCAUGUUGUUCAAAAAUCUGAUAAUACCUCCCUUGUCUGGAAGAUUUAUGAGCAUAUGAUUCAGAAAAGAAUUUAUCCGAAUGAAGCGACAAUAAAAACCAUGAUCAAUGCUUUAUGCAAGGAAGGGAAGUUACAGACAAUCGUGGGCAUAUUGGAUAAGAUUCAUGGAAAGAGAUGCUCUCCUUCAGUGAUUGUUAAUGCCUAUCUGGUGUUUAAGAUUUUAGAGGAGGGAAGAACUGAAAUUGGUAUGGCUUUGUUGAAGGGCAUUUUACAAAAGAAUAUGAUUCUUGAUACCAUCGCGUACUCUUUUGUUGUUUAUGCUAAAGUUAGGUUUGGAAAUAUGGACUCAGCAAUGGAGAUCUACGAGGAAAUGCUUAGGCGAGGUUUUAAUGCAAAUUCUUUUCUGUAUACUUCAUUUAUAGAGUCUUAUUGUGAUGGAGGAAAAAUUGAAGAAGCAAACCGGUUGUUUGAAGAUAUGGAAAAUAUGGAUUUGAAGCCAUAUGCUGAGACUUUUAACUUUCUCGUUGAGGGCUGUGCCAAGGCAGGAAGAGUGGAAGAAAGUUUGAGUUACUGUAAGAAGAUGAUCGAGAGAGGACUCAUCCCUAGCCUUGUGGCUUUUAAUAUAAUGGUGGCAAAGCUAUGUGAAACUGGGCAAGUGAAGCAAGCGGAUGAGUUGCUAACUCAUAUUUUAGAUAGUGGGUUCAUAGCCAACGAGGUGACAUACUCGCAUCUUAUUAAUGGUUAUGGGAGAGACAAUCAGAUUCAAGAAGUUCUCAAACUCUACUAUGAAAUGGAGUAUCGAGCACUUUGUCCUGGAUUACUUGCUUUCACUUCCUUGAUUAGGAGCCUUUGUCAUUGUGGAAAAGUAGAGCAAGCAGAAAAGUAUUUAAGAAUUAUGAAAGGUCAUUCACUAAACCCAAAUGAGGAGAUUUAUGAGGCACUGAUCACUGGCCACUUUAAGAAGGGGGAUAAAACAAGCGCAGUUCAACUUUACAAUGAAAUGAUUUCUAAAGGAUUGAAACCUUGUUGCAUAUAUGAUUUUGUUCCUAGUUCAUAAACAUAAAAGUUCAAGGUGGCAAAUUGAAAGCAAGCUUUUAGAAAUGAAGUUCCAAUGUAUCAACUAGGUUAUGUUUAUUUGAAUUUUGAACAAGUUGCACAUGGUAGGCUAGUCCUUUACAUGCCUGGUUCCAAGUCAGCAGGUCGUCAAAAUCAAGUUGGAUGAUUACAAUCUCAAAGAAGGAUGGGAAACUGACACAAGCUAGCAGAAAAAAAAACAGAAAGAACAAAGCUAACUGUCUACAAUAGGAAAAAACACUGAAAUCAGCAACCUAUAUUAAUGCUUGCAUAUAAGAAACAAAAGCUGGAAAAUGAGUUAACAAGCAUUACUUACGAGUCAUAAUUUUGGUAGAAUUUCAGAGAACAUUUAGUUUUACAAUCAGAAGGUAAUAAGCAUUUGUCAUCUAGUUGUUGGGAGAAGGACUUGACUCCUGGAUGGAUAUGCUGUGAAUUUGUGGAGAUCAUAAGUUGGCUUUGGACUGAAAAGCAAGGAUUUUUUGACUUCUUUGUGCAACUUUUCCUAGAGCCUUCCAUCAAUGGGCACUUCUGGGUACCACUAAAGUUUGGAACAAUUGAAACAUAUUACUGCAAAUUGGUUAUCUGUGAGCAUCUAAGCAGAAGCAGCCAAUUGGAGUGGACAAUGAGGUGAAAAAUAUGUGUUGGAACUAAUGUUUUAGAAAGGACUCAAAAGAGGAGGUAAACCAUUUGGCUAGUUUUGAUGUAUUUAGGACUUCCACCGAGUAUACAUUGACGUAAAUUUGUACUUCUAAAGACGGUUGCUUAUGCUUUGGGCCAGGGUAUGGAAAAUAGCUUUUACUGGUGUCCAGCUACAAGUUUUGAUGUUUGUUUCAAGCAAUUGAAGUCAUUUGUGGCUAACUGCUGGUUUUUUUUUUUUUAAAAAAAUUUCCCUUGACAAUAUUAUUGCAAGGAAUGUAAAUAUUACACUGUUGGGAUAGUAUAAUUAUUGCAUAUUAGCUAUAAGGGUUAUUGACACUGUAAUUGGACUCUUGAUUCUUGAUUAUGUAAUCAUUUCAUUAUAAUUCGUAUUCUUCCCCUUGUGGGCUGUAAUGCCCGUUGAUUGGCUUUAUAAUGGAGUGUAACGCCUUUGAUGAGCUUGAAA
Messenger RNA from Jatropha curcas, 3446 nucleotides. Its product is annotated as Pentatricopeptide repeat (PPR) superfamily protein. Gene Ontology annotation, molecular function: protein binding. Lineage: Eukaryota; Viridiplantae; Streptophyta; Magnoliopsida; Malpighiales; Euphorbiaceae. The record is from RefSeq and is a predicted model, not a curated record.